Molecule: messenger RNA, 6054 nt
Organism: Pezoporus flaviventris
Lineage: Eukaryota; Metazoa; Chordata; Aves; Psittaciformes; Psittacidae
Gene: ADRA1A
Product: adrenoceptor alpha 1A
Exons: 4
Coding region: 988-2382 (464 amino acids)
Biological process (GO): adenylate cyclase-activating adrenergic receptor signaling pathway; regulation of cardiac muscle contraction; regulation of vasoconstriction
Cellular component (GO): membrane
Molecular function (GO): alpha1-adrenergic receptor activity
Source: RefSeq, a predicted model, not a curated record
UCCUUGACAGCGUGGAGCUGAGCACUGCAACGCGGGAGGGAUGCCUUGAGGGAUGAUGGAGUCAAGCCCCCCCCCCCCCCCAAACAUUGGGUGCAACCGUAAGCUAUCAAAAUGCUAGUGGGGAAACAACAGGAGAAAAGCAAUGGAUUUCCAGGCACAGAGUCCUGCAUGAAGAGAGGAGCUGGCUGUGAUGUGCUGUGAAUUUCCAGAUGCUCAGAGGAGCUGUGCUGCCUUCUAGAGACUAAAGAGGGGGGUGAUGAUCCGCAUCCUUGACACAGCAAACUUCACUCUCCCCUUCAGAGCAAGCCAGAAGCUGACAUAACUUUAAUUCGCAGCCCAGGACCUCAAGUGACAAGUGCUCUACAGCAUAGAGAAGCUUUGAUUGAUGCUUCACACCCUGAAGAUGGGUAGUGGCAGGUAUCUCAAACAACACUGCUGAGCAGACACAGCAGCAGAAGCCUCCACCUAGCCAGGUUCCUAAGCUGAUUGUAAGGCAGAAUUAGGACUAACACAAGGCAAUUAAAAGCAUCAGUGAUUUCCUCUUGAAACUUUGAGAGCCUUUGGAAUAUUUAUGUUACUUCAAUAGUGAAUCUUCCCAAUAAGACAGAAAUGAUUUUAACCUGCCAUUCCAAUAUUUCUUCUCGCAUAAUCCUGGAAAGUGGGAUAAACAGCCUCAGCUUUGUGUAGCCUCACUUCUGCACCUCAAUGAAAAAGCAAAAGGAGUUUAAUUUGACUUGGAAAUGGUGGCUAUUAGCUGUGCUAUAACGGUAAAAACUUGGGGAGAAAGGUAGAUUUUCUAACAUGUUUCUGGAUCCUUCUCAUCAUUCCUGGUGCUGCACUUCUAAGAUGUUCUUAAAAACUCUUUUCCCCUGCAAAGCCAAGCAAACGUUGCUCAUGGGACCUUCUGAGAACUGAUCUCACCACUCUUUCUACCUGAAAAGGGAGUGAAAUACAACAGCCUCGUAUGAACGUUAUCAACCACUCACCAUGGCUUUCCUCCCUGGAAACACCUCCGACUGCUCCAACUGCACCCACUCUGUGGGGCCUGUGAACGUUACAAAGGCCAUUUUACUAGGUGUUAUUCUAGGGGGGCUGAUUGUUUUUGGGGUUUUGGGUAAUAUUCUGGUGAUUCUUUCUGUAGCCUGCCAUAGACACCUUCACAGUGUUACCCACUAUUAUAUCAUUAACCUGGCUAUAGCUGACCUCCUCUUGACUUCCACUGUCCUGCCCUUCUCAGCUACUAUGGAGAUUUUGGGCUACUGGGUCUUUGGGAGGAUCUUCUGCAACAUCUGGGCAGCUGUUGAUGUCCUCUGCUGCACUGCUUCCAUUAUGAGCCUCUGUAUCAUCUCGAUAGACAGAUACAUCGGGGUGAGCUACCCACUGAGAUACCCAAGUAUAGUGACAGAGAAGAGGGGUCUCCUGGCAUUACUGUGUGUUUGGGCAUUGUCCCUGGUGAUAUCGAUUGGACCUCUUUUUGGCUGGAAGGAACCAGCACCAGAAGAUGAGACCAUCUGUCAAAUCACUGAGGAGCCUGGCUACGUGUUGUUCUCUGCUCUAGGCUCCUUCUACCUCCCCCUGACUAUUAUCUUGGUGAUGUAUUGCCGAGUGUAUGUAGUGGCCAAAAGGGAAAACAAAGGUCUCACUUCUGGUCUGAAGACAGAGAGAUCUCGUUCUGAAGAAGUCACCCUACGGAUCCAUCGCAAAAAUGCUCCUGAAGCAAGCGGAUCGGCAUCCAACCCCAAGAGCAAGCAUCACUUCUCAGUGCGUCUCCUCAAGUUCUCCAGGGAAAAGAAAGCUGCCAAGACCCUGGGAAUAGUGGUGGGAUGCUUCGUGCUCUGCUGGCUUCCAUUUUUUGUAGUAAUGCCUCUUGGUUCUUUCUUUCCUGCAAUCAAACCCCCGGACACACUUUUUAAAAUAACAUUUUGGCUUGGCUAUUUAAACAGCUGCAUCAACCCCAUCAUCUAUCCCUGCUCCAGUCAGGAGUUUAAGAAAGCCUUCCAAAACGUCCUGAGAGCGCAGUGCCUCCAGAGGAAGCAAGCAACAAAGAAGCAGUCCCCAAGCUUCAACCUCAACCCUGCCACUGGCCAAAGCACAGAAAGUGGCAAAGGUGUGGUCCGGAUCCCUGUUGGCUCAGGAGAAACCUUCUAUAAGAUUUCCAAGGCGGAUGGGGUCUGUGAAUGGAAGAUCUUCUCGGCUGUGCAAAGCAUGCCUGCCAAAAAUGCAGUUUCUAAAGACUGUACUGUUGCCAAAGUGAAAAGUAAAGGUUUCCUCCAGGAAUGCUGCUGUGCGGGCGCUUCAAGGAACCUUGUCCAUGAAAACUGCAAAGUGCCAACCAUUAAAAUACACACCAUGUCCCUCAGUGAAAACGGGGAGGAUGUCUAAAGGACUGAACACACCCAGCAGCACAGGCUGCCAACUUGUGUUUCUGCUAAUGGGAUGUUGCUCUUUUUACUGGGAAGUAGAAGUCAAUGCUACGAUUGCAAGGAUACAGGGGAAACAAAUAACAUAUUGUAAGCCAGGACCAAAUCUUUCGAGGAGUGAUGUCUUUGAGUGCUGGUAGCCUGAACGAAGCCUCUUAAAGAUAGUGAAUAGCUUCAGUGGACGGUGAGCACCCCUCAGUCUUCCGAGAGACUGGCCCCUGCAAGUCACUUGCCAGGCAUUUAAAGGCUUUAUUUUUCACUGUAUUCCCCUGUUUCAAAGUUCCUAUUGCUAUGAUUUAAGUGCAGUGGGGGAGAAAGAGCAAACUACAAAGAGCCCUUGCAGAUACUUUCAGACAGCUCCAAGUUUAGAGUCAUUUUGUGAUUCUGCACGCACACCCCUAAGCUAAACCUCAAUUCACCAGCUGGCAUAGCUGAGGUUGGGUGUUAAGCUCAGGUCCUGGGACAGUGUUUACAGAUCUCUGCUUACUUAAGAUCUCUGGACUGUGGACAACAAUGUUUUCCUACCAUGUCUUGCUUCUUAGCAAGGCUGUUGGUGAUGUCCCGCAUGCCUUGCUGAAGACAACAGGCAGCUCUUUGGAUUUGCAUCUUCAGCUGGGUGGCCUCUUAGGUCCUUAUUCCUGGGCUGCACCAGGUGAGGAAUUGGUCUUCUCUAAUGCCCAUGAGGCUGCUUGUCCUCAACCUGUCUGGAAAAAACAGUCACUUCAGCUUACUGGGCAUAGCAAAACCACUCUUGGCUCUUGCCCUGCUUGGAGUGGCUCUGAGUUUCCCUUUGUGCUGUGGGUUUUGGUAAACUCCAUUGCCAAGGGAAACUUGACCCAAGUGGAUGCACUCCACCUCCCCUCAAAGCCCAAGCAGAACUUUGCUUUUUUGUGCAACCAACUUCCCAAGUCUCCAAACAAACUGAAAUGGAAACUUGCAUGCAUCCCAGGUUUGUUUGGAAGGUCUCUGUGCUCAGAUGCAGGUCUAAUAACAUUCAAAACUAGGGAAGCAUCAUCAAAUAAGGCUCAAAGAGGUCACUUUGACUCAUCCAUUUGUUUUCCUUGUUCUGAGUCCAGCAGGGACUCAAUAAUUCCUUGCUCAGGUGCUUGCUAGUCAGAUCAGUGCCACAGUCACUGGAAAAGCUGCAGGCAUUUUGCUGUCUCCCUGCCCAGUGUUAUUCUACAUUCCUUUUCUGAUUCCUUCAAUACCAAGUGCUCUAAGCUUUCUAUGAGAUCCUGGGCACCCUGGAGUCAGGAACUUUACCCUCCUUCUGAGCAGUGGGAGUUAAGCAAGUUAAAUGUCUUAAUGAUGUACAUCCCCAUGAGAAAGGGCCAUCCUUUGGGAAUUUGGGAGGAAAGCAUUUGGAAGCAUGUUAUAUUUUAAUACAGCUAACCCAAAUAAAUAAAUAAAUGAGCUGUGCAGCAUCUGGAAGAAAUAGUGGGAGGAAUUCUCUGUACAAUAUUAGAAAUAAGCAGCUCUUGACAUAACUCCUCCUGAGCCUGCCAAGUAAGAAUGCAGCUUCUUGAAACAACACAUAAGCCUUUACUCAUGUCUCAGUGUCAGCUCCUGUGCUGAGUACCUGCUGGCUUGCAAAGGGAAAUGGCUUGAGAUAAGGUUAGCUUUUACAGGGUAGGGCCUUGAAAGGACACCUUGAUUAUUGCUGAGAAAUCACUGUUUAUUCAUCUCUCAUUCAGCAUUAAGUCCCCGAUGUCAAGAGAAUUUCAGUCUUCUGUGUCUGUUAUUUCUGCAUGAAUGAGGUUUCUCUCCUCCUGCAAGCCGUGUCUGCAGCUGGAACAUUAUCAGAAAAUUGUCAAAAGUAAAAUCUGAUCCUUGGAGCUCUUGCAAUACUGCUGCCUUGCACACUCCUGCAAGCAGAAAGCAACCUCAGAGGGUAAAUGCACUUCGCAUCUAUACAUGGCCAGGAUGCUAAUCAAGCAGUGCCACUGUAAAUACAGGUGGAGCUCAAAGUGGAAGAGGAAAGCAGAUGGACCUAAGUCUGUGUUUUGUGAGGCAGAACAAGCCACCUCAUUUCCCCCUGUUCACAAUGCAUUAACAUUAUUAUGUAAUAUCAGUACACCUGGAAUCCAAAGUGCCCAUUUCCAGACCCUGCUACCUUGUAGGGUGCAAAGUAAAACCUGUAAAAGUAAGAAUCAUGUCUUUGGGCAUAUUUUGGCAGUAUGGAAUCAGACAACACCAGCUUGAUGGAUCUAUACAAGAAAACAAGAAAGGUGUAAAAGACCUGCUAAAUCAGCAUCUUUUUUCUCCUGUAAUAACUAAGAACACUUCAGCUGAAGAAAAUAGUUCUUCAUUCUGCCUCACGAAUGCUGCAUAGGAAAGCUACAGAAUGUCCCAGACAGGUUAAAAUUAGAGAAGAAUACAAAUCAAAUCCCUGGAACCAAAACCUUAUUUACUUCCAAAAGCAUGCACUCAUGGACAGCAAACCUAUAGCCUCAUCCUAUUUUCAGUUUAAAUAAGAAACCCACCCCACUCUUAAAGCUCUUCUCAGAUUUUCUUUUCAGUAAAGUCUAGAAUUUGAAACAAAAAGUGUUGAAACACUAUGAAAAAAAUCUUCUCAUGGUACUUCCAGCCAAGACCAGCAGCAGAAAAGCUGGAAAUCUCAUAAGAAAGUCACAUGAGACUGGUGGCCGAGGUUUUCAGUCUCCUGAGGUUCAAAUACGUGGGACAUUUGUUGCAACAAAACCUGAACUCUGGAACCUUUGGAAAAACACCCGUUAAAUUGAGCAAGACCAGCAAGAUUGAAGAUCUUCACUGCACACGCUUGGGGCCCAGCCCUAGCUAUACACUUACUUUAUAACUUGAACCAACAGGGUCAUUUGUGCCAUCUCUCCUUUGGGGCUGGGAGAUUUACAAAGGGUCUCUUCAGUCAUUUUAAACCUGUUGAUGUUUCAUGGUGUCAGGUAAGGGGUUGUUGUGAAGCUGUGCAUAGGCUGGCACAAAUGUGUUAGUUGUCCAAUUCCCAAUAAAUCCUGAUGUAGCAAUAUAAUCUGAAUCUGAAAGAUGAAGAGAGAAGUAAGUCAGCAUGCUGGUGGCAAUGUCUGGUUAGGCAUGAUAGUCACUUUUGGAGCACAGUACUCCUGCCUCUGAGAGACAAAGGGUAGAAUAAUGAAGUCUUGAUGUCAUCUUCAUCCUUUCUGUCACCAAACAGAUGCUAAAAGACCUCUCCCUGCGCAGUGACUCUAAAAAGCCCCCAGAGCUCAGCAUCAGGCAAGGCUGGUCCCAGCCACACCGCUGCUUCUGUCACCUUUGCCAGCAAAAACAAACACAAUUUGUUUGGCUCACUCAGAGAAUUUCUGCAUGAAAACCGCCCUGUUCCCUUACUGCAAGCAGGGUCAUAGGCACUUGUCAGUCUUUGGUUCCAAAAAUGUUGUAUUUUCCUUCUGUCUGCUGCAGCAUUUCGCCUGCAUGUUGUACCAGUUUGGCUGCCAGUGGUUUUUAAAGGGGUUUCUUGGAAUGGGCACUGCAUUUUCUGAACAUGGUAUUCUGAUGUCAGGGAAAAUGUGCUGGUUUUAAAGGCCCGCUGCUUAUUGUGCAACAUGUUUGAACAGUCAUGCUGGUCGUCUUCUUGAACAAAAUUGAAUGUAUAUGAAAUACUGCUGGUGAACAAAUAAAUUAU